Messenger RNA from Rubroshorea leprosula, 2065 nucleotides. The record is from the annotation of a GenBank genome assembly. Lineage: Eukaryota; Viridiplantae; Streptophyta; Magnoliopsida; Malvales; Dipterocarpaceae.
GGUUUUUUAUCCACGACCCAAGAACGCGGUUUCACGGAGUGAGCCAAAGUACAGUUUCUCUGGUUCAAACGCUGCUUCUUUUCUUCUUCAGGAGUUCCUUCUUGGAGUCUGGUCUCCUAAUCCAAAAAGAGAACAAGUUGAUACAAGAAUGAGGGCGAUAACCCGCAAUCUGAAGCAUAGGUAUGGAGGUGUUUUUGCUUCUGGGGUUUACAUAUCCGUGGCUGGAUUGGUGGCAGUUGCUGGUUUUGUCCUUUCUAUGAUAAGAGAUGGUAAAUUGGGUAGUAAGAGAAAGAAAACUUCAGAGAAGUUGUGCUUAGUUCCUGGGUUGCAAAAUCUGGGAAACAAUUGUUUCUUGAAUGUCAUAUUGCAGGCUCUUGCUAGUUGUUCCUAUUUCCAGUCUUUUCUCCAGAAGAUUAUGGAGGAAUAUGAGACGUUGCUGGUUGAGGAACAGGGAGAAAGCUUGCCUCUUGCAUUUGCCUUGGCUGCUUUGUUGGAAGAAUUAGGGGUAGUUGCUGACCGAAGAGUUGUACUGAGCCCACAUAAAGUGAUGCUUGCAUUGACACUUUAUAUUCAAAAUUUCAAUUUAACCAGCCAGCAGGAUGCAGAUGAAGCAUUUUUUCAUCUUUGGUCCUCUUUAAGAGGAGAAUUUUCAGAUGCCUAUCCUUCAAAUCAAAGUACCUUAGCAGAUGUGUUGGCUUCCUCUACUUGUAGAAUUCUCACUUAUUGGAGGGAGGGUCAGAGUGAGCAGGAAAGAUGGCAACAACAUUUACUAGGGCCAUUUGAUGGCAUUAUUUCUAGCAUUUUAAUUUGUCAGACCUGUUCAUCUCAGAUUUCAUUGGAGUAUCAAUUUUUUCAUAGCUUGCCUCUUUCUCCGGUGCUAAAUAGUUGUUCUACCAUUAUGGCUGGAUGUACCUUGGAGGACUGCCUGAAGCAGUUUGUUAUUGCAGAAAAAAUUGAGAACUACUUCUGUAGCCACUGUUGGCACAUUGCUGCAAUAAAGUAUUUUUCUUUAAUAGGAGUAAAUGAGGUGGAGAUUGAGAGACUUAAGAGAUGUGGCGAAGAAGAUUCCUGUGACUGUCGAAAUCUUCCAACUCUUGCUACACUGCCUUGGUCAAAUAAUUUUUCUAACACUAGAAAGCAGCUGAGUAUUGCUCGUUGUCCAAAGAUACUGUGCAUUCAUCUGAAGCGUGUAUCAAUGAGUAUGUUUGGGGAACCAAUCAAGCUUCAGGGUCAUAUUAUUUUUCCAUUGAUCUUAGACCUGUCACCUUUCAUGGCCAGUUUGGUAAAUGUAAAUAAAUUGGAAGGAGCACAAAGAGGGCAAGUGAAGCUGCAAGAUCAAAAUACAGGCCCUUAUCUUAACCACCUUAAUGUUCAAUAUAAUACGAUGAUAAAUGUUCGUGGAUCUAUGAGAGAGAAUACUUCUAAAAUAUCAGCCGUGGAUGAAAUCAGAUGCACUUCUUCCAUAGAGUCUUCUACAGGCAAAUCGAACAUGGCUCAAACUGGUUGUUCUUCUGAGACCAAAAAUAUUGAUAUGCAACAACAAAAUGAUAAGGUAAGCCUGGCUCACAGGGUAGCCCCCUCAGAAACACAACUGUACCGACUUGUUUCAGUAGUAGAGCACUUUGGAAGAGCUGGAAGUGGGCAUUACACUGUUUACAGAAGCGCGAAAGUUAACUUUGACAUGGAAGAUUCUAAUGCAAACUUCGAGCCUGAUCCUCUACGCUGGUUCUGCAUUUCAGAUUCUGAAGUAUAUAGUGUUUCAGAUAAUGAUGUUCUCGCUGCUGAUGCUAGCUUGCUUUUCUAUGAGAGAAUAUAGAAGGCCACAAAUGUGUCUUCUCCUAUUGUUGUCAUUUCAUAUAUGUGAAACUAGUUCUAGCGUUAUGAUUUUGAAUUUUAGAGAUCAGUCACAGAUCAUGCAUAGAAAUGAAUGUAGCCAUAUUUAUUUCAUGAAAGUUUGGGGAAAGAAAUGUUACUCUGAAAAUGUUAUGAAUCCAUCCUAUGUAAACAUUUAAACUUUAAGGCAGCCAUUGAGCUGCUAAAGCAAAAAUGAAAAAAACACUUGGGU